Molecule: messenger RNA, 3876 nt
Organism: Drosophila willistoni
Lineage: Eukaryota; Metazoa; Arthropoda; Insecta; Diptera; Drosophilidae
Gene: Ankle2
Product: ankyrin repeat and LEM domain-containing protein 2 homolog
Exons: 9
Coding region: 242-3838 (1198 amino acids)
Biological process (GO): negative regulation of phosphorylation
Cellular component (GO): endoplasmic reticulum
Molecular function (GO): protein phosphatase 2A binding
Source: RefSeq, a predicted model, not a curated record
ACUGAAAAACAUUUCACAAAAACAAACAGCCCCCUCUAUAAAUGUCUGUUUAAGAACUCCUUUUUGUUUAAAUUUUGUUUUCACAUAAAAAGGAAAAAAUAAAACAAUUGGAAUCGUGCUCUGUUUUAAUUUGAGAAAAAAGCGUCGGUGGAAACUAAAGAAUGUCACAUAAACCGCUGAAAUUCAUUUAAAAUAACAAAUCGCAAGCAGCAACAUUCACACUCGUCUCAUCCAGCCAAAGAUGUCGUUCUUUGGCGUCUACAUUCCGCCAUCGAAGGAUGGCUUUGAGGGCACAGCAGCCAAGUGUGCAGGAUCUAUAGCGGCUAUCAAUAUACGAACAUCUCCAGAGAUGAUGGCAGGGGCAGCAACAUCGGCAACCGCUCCGACGGCUACUGGGACAAAUGACAUUGCCAACGACUACAAAUACGAGGAUCCGGAAUAUCCACCGGACUCGCCGCUUUGGCUCAUCUUCAUGGAAAAAUCCAAGGCACUGGAUGUGCUGCGUAUCUAUAAAGAGGGAAGAUUGCGAGAAUUUCCAAAUCGUGAGCAGGCGGAAAGCUAUGUACAAUUCGGUUUCGAGAGCAUCGAAUCAUUGAAGCGUUUCGGAAAAUCGUCGUCAUCCAACAGCAAGUCGGCCAGCAAGACCAACCCACAUUCGCCGAGUAAUAACCACAUCAGGGGAACCGCCGGAGGCAGCAACUCUACAGAUGGCGGCAAUGGUGGCGCUACCGCCAAUUGGUCGCCGUAUAGCUCAUCACCAACUAGUGGUAGUGGCAAUUCUGGGAACGCCGGUUCGCCUCUCUCCUCCAUUUGCUCUUUGCUAGCUAAUUUUUCAAAUCAAUCGUCCACUGCCAAUCAUCAUAAUAAUAUUAAUAACAAUAAUAAUAAUAGCAUUACCAUGAGCAGACCGGAGUCAUCAGGAUCUCUAUCCACGUCUUCAGCAGCAUCAGCCACAACAACAACAUCGUCAUCGUCAUCGUCAUCAUCAAUUGUCUCCUCUGCCUCCUCCUCCUCCUCGUCGGCGUUGUCGUCUAUUAACGCUGAGCGUCAAGCAUUCCGUGCACCCACCAAGCAGGAGCUAGUCGAAUUCCGAAAACUAAUCGAGGUUGGCAAUGUCUCUCGGGUGAAACGCAUUGUCUGGGAGAAUCCACGCUAUAUCAUUAGCAAUGGCGAUACACCGACAAGCCUUAAGGAGGGAUAUCGCUAUAACGCCAUGCACAUUUGUGCACAAACCAAUCAGGCUCGUGUUGCGGAGCUGUUACUUAAAAUUCUCGCCGAUCGGGAGUUUACCCAACUGUUUGUCGGCAAAAAGGGCAGCGGCGAAAUGUGUGCGGCUCUAAAUGAUAAUAUAUUGGAUUACUAUUUGAACAUGCCCGACAAGGGACGGGGCGAGACACCUUUGCAUUUUGCUGUCAAAAAUGGUCAUGUGGCCAUGGUUGAAGUCCUUAUAUCGUAUCCCCAAUGUAAAUCCUUGGCCAAUAUUGAGGGGAAAUAUCCAAAAGAUAUAAUUUGUUAUCGUGCACCAAAUGCUGGACCAGAGAUAGUUAAGAAACUACAAGUUUUGCUUUCUGAUCCCUAUUAUGUGCCUGUAUUACGGGCCGCGGGCAAUGAGCUUCCGCCCCAAGUUGGUCAACCCUAUACGCCCCACGAACAACCCGUAUUACAGUCGAUAUGUGAGGAGAACGAACGACUUAGUGUGGAUCUGGCCAUAAGCGCUGUGGCUGGUCCAAUGCCACGAGACACGGCAUUCAAUUUCUAUCGCCGUUGGAAGACACCACCGCGGAUUAGCAAUAAUACAUUAUCACCGUUGACUGCUACGCCUCAUUCGCCCUACGAUUCACCGGUGAAGACAACGCCAAAUAAAUCGAUUUUCAACAGGAGUUCACACUAUGGCAAUGGCAAUGGUAGUCCCAACCUUCCUAGCCGGCGUGUGCUCUUCAGUCCCAAGUUGCUCGUCGAGUCGAAUUCGAUGGGUGCACAGGAAUCCUCGCCAUCAUCGCCAUCGCUCUGCAUUGAGAAUAAUAAUAACAAUAAUUGCCUAAAGAUGUUGGCUGGAAAACGUCGUUUAUUAGAUUUACCAGCCACACCGAUAAGACAGAUGAGACGAGAUGUGUUUGAGGUGUAUCGCAAUAAUCAGGAUUGCGAGCAAUCACCAAUUGCAGGCGAUUUACACAGCUAUUCGAUGAUGGACAUUUCAUCGCCAAGAAUUGGUAUGGAUGACACUUGGAAUGAUAGCUUUCGCGAGCGUCAUAUUAAGAAUUCCGAUAUUGAAAAGGGACUGGAAGUGGUGGGGCGACAUUUGGCACAUCAGGAGCAAUUAGAAUGGCGGGAAUAUUGGGAUUUUUUGGAUGCAUUUGUUGAUAUUACCAUGCCGGAUGGUCUAAAUUGUUUUGAGAGCUAUUUACUUGAGAAAUCCGAACAGGAGCAACAGGCGCUGCUAUUGCAGCAGCAGCAAGCACAAUCUGAGAGAAUCACUGAUCAGAAUUUAUGGAAUUUCGCCCAAUUGGAUCAAUAUUUAGAUUUAGUGGCGGAGGGUCUGGACAAGGAAUUGGAGUCGUCUUCGUCUACAGCAGCAGCCGCAGCCAGUGGCGCACUGACCAAUAUUACCAACAACCACAAAACCACCACCACGACAACGAUAACGACUCAGGUGAUGACUCCGUACACCUGUGUAGAGAAAUCAUUGCAAGUGUUCGCCAAGCGUAUUACCAAGACCAUCAUCAAUAAUAUAGGCAACAUGGUGUCCAUUAAUGACACACUCUUAUCGGAACUUAAAAGACUGAAAUCACUUAUAGUGAGCUUCAAGGACGAUAGCCGUUUCCUUACUGUCGACUUUAGCAAAGUGCAUUCACGCAUUGCCCAUCUGGUGGCAAGCUAUAUAGCCCACUCACAGGAGGUUAGUGUUGCAAUGUGCCUGCAAUUGCUCCAAAUGCUGCGUAAAUUACUUCAACUGGCCGGUGAACGACGUGAACAUUUAGAGUGUGUGUGCGCUGGAUUGCGGUCAAUGCUUGAAACAACUGUAUCGACUGCUGAAGCCGUUUCACCCGAUGCACUAAAGACAGAGGAUCUGUGUUCGGCAGCCUGGGAGGCGGAGAAGUCCUGUGCCUGCAUUUGGGACGCGAAUCUCAGUCGCAAGACAAGCCGACGAAAACGUACAGAAUCGUAUCGUGCUGCUCAAGCACAGGCCAAAAGCCAGGCGCACAAUCAGGCCCAAGUCAACAUGCAGACGCAGCCAAUGACGAGCCAAACUGCCGCCAGUUUACGUGUUGGCUCAAUGACUAACGUGGCUGCUGUGACGUCCGGUAAGAAGUCCACGUUCACCGAUUGGCGUUGCACCAACAACAACAGCGAUGAUGAUGACGACGAUGAUAAUGGUGUGGCUGGUGAAGACAGCGAGGAUGAUGAUGAUGAACGAACGCUCUAUUACGAUUGCCAGUACUUUGAUUCGAACAGCAUCAAUAGCAGUGAUGAUGAACAAGAGGAUCUCUAUUUAACGCCACCCGACAAUCUCUCUCCACGCCAUUCGAUCCAAUUGGAUGAGUUCGCAACACCACGCUAUGAGCUGUUUAUCUUUGGAAAAGAGCCAACCAAGCGGGAUUUGGAUGUCUUGAAUGCCAUAUUCAAUGUCGAUAUUAAGAAGGAAACUUUGCCGCAUGUCCAUGCCUGGAAAUCAGCCAUGGAAAGUUUCUCAGCGGCUGAAAUGGAACUCUUCCCCUCGCCGAGGAAUAUAAAAAAGACCCAUAAACCCAUUUAUGCAUCAAAUGGUAAUGGUGGAGGUCGACCUCUCAAAGCUGGCCAAAACGGCGGCAGCACUAGCGAGGCAGUGCCGCUAUUUUAAGCAUUUUAAAUAAAAAGCCCAUUGAAAACAUUGUAUUA